Molecule: messenger RNA, 216 nt
Organism: Cladophialophora bantiana CBS 173.52
Lineage: Eukaryota; Fungi; Ascomycota; Eurotiomycetes; Chaetothyriales; Herpotrichiellaceae
Exons: 1
Coding region: 1-216 (71 amino acids)
Source: RefSeq, a predicted model, not a curated record
AUGGAUAGGAUCGGCUUGGCAGAGCUCCAAGAAGGUCGUGAAAUAGCACAAGCGGUCGGCGACUAUCUUAGCAGACUAACAGUGGAGCCAAGGCUUAAUGAGUAUGUUGAGGCUAUCAUGUCUGAAGAACGAAUGAAAGGUAUUGUUUUAAAAUUGUCCCCAAUUGAAAGAUAUGCUGCGAAACGGAAGUUAACAAAGAAACUACAGAUGCUAUGA